AUGUCGAGACCAAGCCGGGCACCGACGUCGAGUGCGCCCUCGAGCCGGCCCGGAAAAGAGAGAUCCAUGGUGCGCGGGGAACUCGCUGUCGCCAUUAGCUCUACGUAUCGCGCUUAUCACCCCGGCCGAAGACGUCUCGCUCCCAUUACCCUCCUACCGAAACACGACACCACGGCGUAUAUCUAUGACGAAUACAAGACCUUGCCAAACAGCAAAGACAGCAGAGUCCACAUCAAUUAUCUCGUUGGGUGGACGGACCUGCAGGCUGGCAUGAUCAGUGUCGACGCUGGCAGAAUACACGAAUAUGUUUCGGCUCGGGCAUACGAGGACUGGAAUACCAAAAGGGCAACUGAAAGGGACGAGGAGCUCAGGAAAGAAGAGGAGGCCGAGAACGUGAAACUUGUUGAAGAGGCAGAGAUGAAAGAGCGCGGCAUGAACCUUCGCAACGGCACUUUUCAGGUACCAGCCCGGAGCACCUCCAGGGAUCAUGCCGAGUCUAGCACAGCACUGAAGGACAAAAGGAGGAAGGCCAGCAGGCAUAUUCACCAGCGUGCUUCGCCGGUGUCCAGGGACAGUGCGCCCACGAUCUUAGCGCCAACUGAGUCGUCUAGGGAUAUGAAGGCUGACGGCCGUCCCGACUCCGCUUGCGAUACAGACGCGUCCAUUCGACGACAAUUGGAAGGCGAUGACACAACCGGCGAGAGCGAAUCUCUGACGUAUUCGCCACCGGCCAUCUCUACGGUGUCAAUGAUGGGUAUAGGAAUGUCAAGCGGAUCUGAACCUGGACUAAAAAGGCGAAGGACAUCCUCACUGUCCCAUUCGCAACAACAGGAUCCUUGGCGAGAGCUCGAUGCAGGCCGCGCCGGUGGCUCAACCGCUCGGAGCUCCGCGAUGCGACAGGAUCUACAGUAUCCUCCCGUCAAUGAAGCCAUGGGGCCACAGCCUGUCGCAUCUCUCAGCUCAACCCAAGUUUCCUCAGCUGUCGCUCGCCCUCCAACAUCGACAACGCAGUCUACAACACCGCUUACAGGUUUCACGCCGCUGGGUGGCCGCCGAAGUUCGCCAUGGACCCGGAUGAUCAACUCCCCCAGCGUCACCAAUUAUCAGUCCUCUGUAAGAUUGCCAAUCAACAGCAAACCAAUAGUAAUGGAGUCUCCGGCCGCUUCAUCAGCCGAACCACCGACGAAGGAUUCCAAAAAGGCAACGUUGAAACCGCCAGUGCCUCCUGCAGAACCCGAGGAUGAAUCAGGAGAGGUUUAUGAAGUCAAGCGGCUCGAAGACACCAAGCUCCAUGAUACAGAGAACGGCGUUCAGCGGAUGUUCCUUGUUCGAUGGAAAGGCUCUUGGCCUGAGGGACAGAAUCCUACAUGGGAGCCCGAAGAAAACAUUCCCCAAGACCUGGCUCGGAAGUUUAUGUUGAAGCGAAAAGCAGAAAUUGGCAAGAACAAAGCCACCGACACUGCACGACGCACAGCCUCGCCGCCAUGGAAACAGCAGAGAAAGUGGUCAAGCGUGUCUGAGGCUUUCGCUGGGGAUGACAACGGACCCGACUUCGGAAAAACUGGUAAAAUCAAAUCGAAAGUCCGCGAAGCCAUGGGUCCCGAUGGUGACGAGCAGCUUCUUGUUGUCGAUGAACAGACUCCGACCAGCAAGCCGGCAUUGAACUGGGAUAUGCUGAUGGGUAGUAAAUUUGGUGGAACAGCAUAA
Molecule: messenger RNA, 1707 nt
Organism: Verticillium dahliae VdLs.17
Lineage: Eukaryota; Fungi; Ascomycota; Sordariomycetes; Glomerellales; Plectosphaerellaceae
Exons: 2
Coding region: 1-1707 (568 amino acids)
Source: RefSeq, a predicted model, not a curated record